Messenger RNA from Nothoprocta perdicaria, 2696 nucleotides. RefSeq names its product tryptophan hydroxylase 2 (gene TPH2). The coding region runs from base 15 to 1478 and encodes 487 amino acids. The record is from RefSeq and is a predicted model, not a curated record. Gene Ontology annotation, molecular function: tryptophan 5-monooxygenase activity; iron ion binding. NCBI's taxonomy places the organism in Eukaryota, Metazoa, Chordata, Aves, Tinamiformes, Tinamidae. Gene Ontology annotation, biological process: aromatic amino acid metabolic process; serotonin biosynthetic process. Gene Ontology annotation, cellular component: neuron projection. The transcript is spliced from 11 exons.
CGCCCGCCGGCCCCAUGCAGCCCGCCAUGAUGAUGUUCGCCAGCAAGUACUGGGCGCGCCGGGGCUUCUCGCUGGACUCGGCGCCGCCCGAGGAGCACCGCGGCCUCGCCCUAAACAGAUCAAGUUCUGGGAAAAAUGAGGAAAAGAAAGGGAAUAAGGGAAAUGGGAAAAGUGAAUCUUCUGAAGGUGGAAAGACAGCCGUGGUGUUUUCCUUGAAGAACGAAGUUGGUGGGUUGGUGAAAGCUCUCCGGCUCUUCCAGGAGAAGCAUGUGAGUAUGGUUCAUAUUGAAUCACGAAAAUCCAAGCGAAGGAGCUCAGAGGUCGAAAUUUUUGUGGACUGUGACUGCAGUAAGAAAGAAUUUAAUGAACUAAUCCAGCUGCUCAAGUUUCAGACCAACAUCGUGUCCCUCAACCCACCAGAAAACAUCUGGACUGACGAGGAAGAUCUCGACUGYGUCCCCUGGUUCCCCCGGAAGAUAGCUGAGUUAGACAAAUGCUCACAGAGAGUUUUGAUGUAUGGAUCUGAGCUGGAUGCAGAUCACCCCGGAUUCAAAGACAACGUCUAUCGACAGAGAAGAAAAUACUUUGUGGAUGUUGCCAUGAGCUAUAAAUAUGGUCAACCCAUUCCCAGAGUGGAGUAUACAGCUGAGGAAAUUAAAACAUGGGGUGUGGUUUUUAGGGAACUCAGUAAACUCUAUCCCACCCAYGCGUGUCGUGAAUAUUUAAAAAACUUUCCUCUGCUGACUAAGUACUGUGGAUAUAGAGAAGAUAAUGUGCCUCAGCUGGAAGAUGUUUCCGUUUUUCUUAAAGAAAGGUCUGGUUUCACAGUGAGACCAGUUGCUGGAUACCUGUCUCCCAGAGAUUUUUUAGCUGGAUUAGCAUAUAGAGUUUUUCACUGUACUCAGUAUGUACGACACGGCUCAGAUCCUCUCUACACACCAGAACCGGAUACAUGCCAUGAGCUCCUGGGACACGUGCCUCUACUUGCUGAUCCGAAAUUUGCCCAGUUCUCACAAGAGAUAGGACUUGCUUCCCUGGGAGCAUCUGAUGAAGAUGUUCAGAAGUUAGCCACUUGCUAUUUUUUUACUAUUGAAUUUGGCCUUUGCAAGCAAGAAGGACAACUACGUGCUUAUGGGGCUGGACUUCUGUCUUCUAUUGGAGAACUAAAGCAUGCUCUCUCAGACAAGGCAAACGUGAAAACAUUUGAUCCAAAGACAACCUGUUUGCAGGAAUGCCUUAUCACCACUUUUCAGGAAGCUUACUUUGUUUCAGAAAGUUUUGAAGAAGCCAAAGAAAAGAUGAGGGACUUCGCCAAAUCAAUCACUCGCCCCUUUUCUGUGUAUUUCAACCCAUACACCCAGAGCAUCGAGAUCCUGAAGGACACGAGGAGCAUCGAGAACGUCGUCCAGGAUCUGCGCAGCGAUCUCAACACCGUGUGUGAUGCCUUAAGCAAAAUGAACAGAUACUUAGGGAUUUGACACUUGUGGUCCUGUGACUUGCUGUCUGCUGCUCUGUCAGUAGCCGCUCUGGUGACAUCCCCUGGCAUGGCUAACUUUUCAUCAAAGUGCAUCCAUUUUCCCRUUAGAGCUUGGCUUGUGUCGUUAUGUAGCUCUGUCUAAUUGUAAUGUGCAGACAAACCAAGGCAAUGCUAAUUCAUAAAUGCAACAUGGAAUGUGGCAGCUUAUAACCAGCAAUUCCUCACCACAGUAUCAUGUGCAAGUACCCGAUUAAAAACUUACCUGGCAAUGGUUUUGUUUCCCUAAAAGGGUGAUUCACUUCAACAUAAUGUAUAAGAAAUAGUGCUGCUGAUUUCAUUAUGAGUCUUAGUUUAUUUCUUUGUAAUCUCUUUCUUCCUGUAAGAGUCCAGAAAAAUUAUUUGCGGAAUUUUCCAUUUUCUUUGUAAGAGAGUCAGUGUUUUGUUCUACAGUGGUAAAGACAAUGUUUGGCCAUGCACCUGUAACGAGCCAAGUGACAGAAUAGUACAGUGAAUAAACCAGUGCUGAGAUUAGGCAGGCAUUCAUCACAUCAGCAUUAAAAGGUCUAUGGAAAUUACAGCCUGAGAGACUCCUGACUGACAGAUACUCUCAAGUGGAUGAAUAAUUGCAAAACGACACAGGACCUCUGGCAAUUCUUGCAGGAUGGGUAACUCUAGUUCGUACGUAUGGUACCUCCGAUGGGUGAUAAUCCUGAGUGUGCUUCCUCCGUGGCGUUUAUCUCGGGAUAAGAGUGGAGGUGCUUUGGUUACUCCAGACUGUUAGAUGUGAAUAUAAAGCCCUUCUACAUCAGCGUCUGCUUUUGCAGUUGCUUGUGUUUUGAGGGGGCUCCUCUUGCAUUUCGUGCGUAAUCUGCCUUCCUUCAUUAUGCCGCGUUCAACCUUGGGCAUGCCUGGCUGGGUCUGCACUGUAUCAGUAUCAGCAGCUACAAAAGGGUGAGUAUGGAGGUUGUUAUUUAAUUAGAGCCAAGAUGAUUAUCAGUGGGUAGAUUACUUGUGGGGUGAUUAAAUCAUGGAGACACCCAAGCUCCGAGCUCGUACCAGAUGGAUGCAGGUAAUGCCUGUGUUAAUAAGCUCUGAGCUGGCAAGCCCUGACAGAAGUACGAGCUCUAUCUGGGGACCGUAGUGCAGAACUAUUUGAGCCAGCUCUUAUCUGGAAGCAGUAAUUAUGCAUGUCUUUCCUUUAUCUGGGUUAUUCCAUUCU